GGACAGCCAGCUCCGCCCUCGCGUCUCUGUGCCAACCCGACGCCUGAACCGCCGCUCGCGGAAGACGCCGGAGCUGGACCAGCCGGCGAGGCGCGCCCGUCACCGGCAGCUUCCGAGCGAGUCCACGGCGGGACUCCGCCGGCAUGCAUGACGUCAGUGGCGCCGCCGGUCCGGCGCGGGCGACGGUGCUCCUCAGCAGGCUGGCGGCCGUGUUUGCGCAGCGGCGGCCGGCCGCCAGUCCUAUCUACGAGGCCGUCCGGGAGUGGGACGCGGAGACCGACUCGCCGACUCACCCCUCCCCCCAGCAGGGCGUGGGCGGGUGCGUCGCGAUGGCGCGCGUCGACAGCGGCCACGAGACGCUGGCCGACGACGACUCGCCGACGCCGACGUACGACAGCGACGGCGGCGACCUCAGCACGAGCCUGCCCGAGCAGCACGGCGGCGACCUCAACACGACGCUGUCUGAGCAGCACAUCUAUGAGGAAGUGGCGCACAGGGCGGCGCGCGCGCCGCCCAAGCUGCCCGCCAUCAGCGGUGUCCUGCAGAAUGCGGGUCCCGUGAUCCGGCCGGUGGCAUACCGGCCCACGCCGACGCACACGCCCUCGGCUACACCCACCCGCUUCGGCAGCGUGGAGCGCAUCAACAGGACGUCCCACUACGGCAGCGCACUGGAGCUGAAGGCGGCAGGACCGGCCGGCGUCGACCGCCGCGUCAACUCCAACAUGGCGCGCGCCCGUUACGAGAGCUUGGACAGCCUGCGCGCCGCCGCCGGGCCGCCUGUACUCGGCCGACGCGCUGCUGGACGAGUAGGCGCGCACGGCGCCGCCGGCGUCGUCUCCUCCACGCCCAGCCCGUCCGACUCGGGCGUGGCUGGGCUCGAGGCCAUCCUCCGAGAGCGCGACUCCGAGAUUAAUUUCCUGCGGGAGACCAUGGAGCAGAAUGAGCAGGUAAUAUUCUCAGUUUAUCAUGAGAAAGAGAAAACGUGGGAGAAAGAGCUGAGGAAAAUCAAGGCCAUCUACGACAACCGACUGAAAGCUAGCCAGCAGAGGGCCCUCAAGAUGGAGCAGAUGCUUACGAUGCAGACUUAUCAGCUACAGCAAGAGAAGCGGAAGCUGCGUCAGGAGACGGACGAGCUGCGCCGCGAUAAGGAUCAGACGGCCCGGCAGAACAAGGAGCUGAAGCAGGAGCUGACGGCGCUGCGCUCCCAGCUUGAGGACACCGAGUGGAGACUGUGUCAGAAGACAGGUGAGAUAUCGCUGCUGAAGUCGCAGCUGAAGGACUGCCAGGGCGAUCAGACCACACGCAGUCAUGAGAUGCUGCACAUCCGAGCACAGGUGCGCGAGUACGCCGCCCAGCUGGAGACCAAGGACGCCGACAACAAGCGGCUCCAGGCCGAGACGCAGGCACUCCGCGAGCAGGCCAUGGACCGCCGCUCGGACGAGACGAACGUGGUGAUCGGCCAGCUGCAGCGCGAGAUGGAGCGGCUGAAAACCGAGCUCAGCAUCGGCCGGGCGCAGGCACAGGCGCAGCGCGAGGGCUUCGAGGAGGAGCGACUCCACUGGCUCGACGAGAAGCAAAAGGUGGUAAACUAUCAGAAGCAGCUGCAGCUCAACUACAUGGAGAUGUACAAGCGGAACAAGAGCCUGGAACUAGAGCUGAGUAGCCGAGAGAGCAAGCUGAACUCGAGCGGCGAGUCGCAGUGCUGACAUGACCCGACCGCCUCGCCCCCCGUGCCAAAUGUGACUUGUUACGCUGCUCUGAUAUUAGUCGCGCGGGCGCCGCGCCGCCGCCCGAGGCGGGCGAGCAGACGGCUGUGGCGCGCGCAGCCAAGCAACGCGACGCCGGCAUGGGACGUGGGAGGCCAGGAGCGCCGCCGCGGCGCCCGCCCGCUCCGUGCUGACGUGCGGCGCGCGCUUACGCGUGUGAAGUGAUCGUGAUGGCGGAUUGUGACUGGACGUGCGUGCUGCUGUCUCUGAGCUCUUCACGUCUGGCUGAGGCCAGCGAAUCUGUGGACGUGUCCCAUUGACGGUAACUCUUAGACAGUCUAGUCAGUCUAGUAGGUUGUGUCCGCGAAGCUGGAGCUCCUAUUUAUUCUCGUUGUCAAUAAACGUGGAUCGGAACGUUCCGACUGUGCGUGUCGAGACAGGCCUGUUCGGACACGUUGUGCGCGCGCACCACUGUGUUUGGGGGUGGCUGCACACUCAGCCCACAUGAACCGUAUAGCUUCCAAAAAUACAGGCCACACCAAUGAGUGGCAUAACACACUCGGCUUCCAUGGUCCGUAUUGUUACCAAAAAUAAAGGCCACGCCAAUGAGGUGCAUCAUACAUC
Molecule: messenger RNA, 2330 nt
Organism: Pollicipes pollicipes
Lineage: Eukaryota; Metazoa; Arthropoda; Thecostraca; Pollicipedomorpha; Pollicipedidae
Product: leucine zipper putative tumor suppressor 2
Exons: 10
Coding region: 144-1706 (520 amino acids)
Source: RefSeq, a predicted model, not a curated record